UUUGAUUGCUUGAAUCGCACAUCUUGUUUUUAAUAGUGCCUUAAUGAAUUACGCUUUGGAUUGCUAAUUUAUAUUGGCGUCAUAUUUACUUAACCAAUCCAUUAUUUCACUCAAGUAUGUUCGUUGCUUGCCAGCCAUAUAAACCAGCAGAAAAGUGAAAAUAGGAUUAUAUAACUUUUGAAAUAGGGAAUUUAAUGUUUAUAGGAAUUUAAGAAUUUGACUAGACAUGGAGAUCAAGAGCAUUUUUUUAAAAGACAGUGCCUUAUUGAUGUAUGCCAUUAUCACCAUGGACAUGGUGACUUCCUCCUUGUUUUAUGAAACAUGUGCCCCACCUCCUUCAACGGAUCAAAAGGGUGCUAUGAUGGUAUUGUUUUGUGACAAUCCAAUGUGGAAAACACACUAUAUUGACAGGGUAUUUCCAACCAUUACCGGAUACAUUGUGGAACCAAACCGUGACUUUGUCCAUGAGCUGGAAGUGGAACCAGGCAAUUCUUCCAUCUGGCAUUCAAUUUCAAAGCGGACAUCAAUCUUAUGUUUCCAAGGACUUUAUGACUAUGACGAUACAAGUAUAAUAGGUGCGAUAGAAGAAGGAAAAGUAGGGGAAACAUGCCCUAAACUGAGAUAUUUUAAAACUGAAAACCUAAACCUUAAGAACUUAACAAAGAACACCUUCAAGUAUUUAGAUGAUUUGGCAAUUCUAGCUUUAAGGAAUAAUUCUAUCAAAUAUUUGCCCAUAGACGUUUUUGAAUAUUUGAGAAAUAUUAUCUGGAUAAAUCUAGAUGGAACAGCUAUUCAAACAAUAUCACAUCAACACUUUUGCAUAUGUACAAAUCUUCAGUUUUUACAAAUAAGGUCAAGUAAUCUUACGAAUAUAAAUGAUAUAGCCGACGUACAAUAUCCAGAACAGAGAUGCAGUUUUAAACUUCUUUCUUUUACUUUGGACAGCAAUAUAUUUCUUAAUAUGACGAGUGAAUUAUUCAAGCAUUAUUCAAUGCACGGUGUACUGUCGAUCGCAAAUACAUCGCUUUCAGAAUUGAAACAAGACUAUUUCAUUGGACUUGAAAACGUGUUAUUUCUAAGUUUAGAAAACAAUAAAAUCAAAAUAAUUCCCCAAGACGUUUUCAAUGCAACGUCUAAGUCACUGCAAGGGAUCAGGCUGUCAAGUAAUUUCAUCACAGAAAUAGAUAUAGAAAAAUCCUUCAGAAAUCUUUCUCUCAUUAGUCUUUUUCUUGAAAGCAAUAAGAUUCAGAAUGUCUCUGGCACUUUCCGAAUAUUUCCUGACAUAUUUGAAAUACAUCUGAACGAUAACAAAAUAAGAAAACUACCUCAGGACGCGUUUACAAACCUUACGAAUCUUCAAAUUUUAGACUUGGGAAAUAAUAAGUUAAACUCGGUACCAAGUAGUUUGUUUUCAGGUCUAACAUCUUUGAAACGUUUAAACAUGUCCGACAACAAUAUAGAAACACUCCCGGAAGGCAUCUUUCAAGAUUUAAAUACGGUCGCUACGUUAUCUAUGACAAACAAUUUAUUCAAACAUUUGGAUCCGAACCUUUUUUCGAAUUGCAUCAAACUAGAAAAUCUUGAAGUAUCUGGAAACCAAUUGACUGACAUGAAAUACAUAAUUGUGAAUUCAGCACAUAUAAGAAAUGUCGAUUUGUCUCAUAAUUUUCUUAAAGAUAUACCAAAACUACUGUACUAUGCUGAAGGAAUGUGCAGAAAUAAUAUUUCUGCAAGGUUGCAGACUUUAAAUGCUAGCUUUAAUAAAAUAAGUCAUUUUCCAGCAGAUUGUUUUAGGAAUCUUACCGUCCUUGAUUUGCAGCACAAUUUGCUAACAGAUAUGUUGGAUUUUAAUGGAAUGGAAACUUUACAAACUCUAAAUCUGCGUCAAAACCUCAUAGAGCGGAUUGAAGAUGUUGUUAUUAACCCUUACAAGAUAAGCCUUAAAAGCCUUGAUCUUGGUCAAAACCUGAUUCAUUUUAUUGGACAAGGUGUGUUUCAAAGCCCUCUGGAAUAUCUAUACUUGGAUGGAAACUCACUCAAAUAUCUCGACCCUUUAAACAUGCCAUAUUUUAACUACAUCAGUAUUUCGGGAAAUCCUUUGUCAUGCGGUUGCAACAAUCUUGAUCUUAUAGUAUGGCUUAACAAUCUUAAACCUCAGAACCAUGAUAACGUAACAUGUGUUGGUUCUAGCGACAUAAGAGACUUUGACGUACAGAAGUGUUCUGACGCUGUCGUCGUAGCGCUUUGUGUUUCAAUAAGUGUUUCAUUUGUGAUGUUAACGGGCAUCGUUGUAUGCCGCUACAGGUAUGAAUUACAAGUAAUCGCUUUCUACAAGUGGCAUGUACGAUUCAGACUUCCAUUAAGUUCCACGAAGAGCAGUAAACGACAAACAUACACAUAUGACGCUUUUGUUUGCUUUGCGGAAGAAGACGUGGAUUAUGUAAGAACAACCAUUGUGCCAUUGCUAGAACCUCAAUACAAGCUUUGUAUCUACUACAGGGAUUUUCCAGUCGGAGAAGACAUUGCUGAAGCUAUUCUUAAUGUAAUUGAAAAGAGCGCCGUAACAAUUAUUGUGUUAUCAGAAGCCUUCCUAAAAAGUAGAUGGGGAAGAUUUGAAUUCCGUAGGGCUCACCAUCAUGUUAUGAUGACAGACAAUACAAGAAUGAUAGUUAUACUUUUGGAGGAUUCUGUGUUGAAGAAAAAACUGGAUUUGACUUUGAGAAGUAUCCUGUAUACGAAAGCUUAUCUAAAGAAAAACGAUGCGUUGUUUAACGAAAAGCUCCUCUUCGCUGUGUCGGAGACAAAACAAUUGAGUCAGCCAUUGAAUUAUAUCAGCCCUACUGACAACACUCCGUUAUUAGAUUAACAGUGAUUGUUGAGUAUGUUUUUCAUCGGAGUCAAUGUUGUCAUUGGUUGAACUUUAUUCCUACAGACAGCAGUCGUGAUUAGAUUUGCGGUAUUUGUAGUAUUUAUAUUUCCUUGAAGACAAUUGAGACAUUCUUCAAACUUAUUGAAUUCAAAACAGCACAUCAUAAAUACAAUGUAGAAUGAAAGUAAAUAUUGCGUAUUUUUUCUUUCAUUUUAAAUUGCUUUAUUUGAUUGUUAUAUUUUUAAUUUCACAUUAUGUAUGUGUUUUAUUGUGAGACGUGGUCAUAUUGUACACUCUAUAAUAACAUCGUAUUAAAUUGUUUGUUUUCUUAUUGUCGGCAAUGUUUUGUAUGACUUUAAAAUUACGAGACAUUUCCCAGAAUAUCGUAGGCAAUUACUAUUGUUAAGCGAACGGAGGCCGAGAAGUAAUAACACAUAUAAUGAAGUGUUCGCUGGAGCAAUUGGUUCCCGAUAGUUCAAAUGUGCACAAUAUCGGUUAAUUCAAAAUCAUUUUUUUAUUUUAAUGCAUUAUCACGUUUAACUCAUAAGACUUUAAUGAUAAGAAACAUAUGAUUUUGCAUAACCAACUUAACUGUUUUUGCGACUUUAA
Messenger RNA from Mya arenaria, 3478 nucleotides. Its product is annotated as protein toll-like. Gene Ontology annotation, molecular function: transmembrane signaling receptor activity; protein binding. The coding region runs from base 227 to 2866 and encodes 879 amino acids. Gene Ontology annotation, cellular component: membrane. Gene Ontology annotation, biological process: toll-like receptor signaling pathway; immune response. NCBI's taxonomy places the organism in Eukaryota, Metazoa, Mollusca, Bivalvia, Myida, Myidae. The transcript has 2 exons. The record is from RefSeq and is a predicted model, not a curated record.